Messenger RNA from Drosophila erecta, 1173 nucleotides. RefSeq names its product aldose reductase (gene Akr1B). Bases 123 to 1073 code for a protein of 316 amino acids. Gene Ontology annotation, cellular component: cytosol. The transcript is spliced from 5 exons. The record is from RefSeq and is a predicted model, not a curated record. Gene Ontology annotation, molecular function: aldose reductase (NADPH) activity. NCBI's taxonomy places the organism in Eukaryota, Metazoa, Arthropoda, Insecta, Diptera, Drosophilidae.
GCGGCGCGUAUAUAAGCGAUAAACAGCUGAGUGCAAUCGUUCAGUUUCUUGAGAAGCCGGCAAUCGUCGAAAUAUUCCCAAUUGUAUUAUAAAUAUUUAUAAAUAUCCUUAAGCAGAAAGCAAUGGCAGUACCAAACGUUAAGUUCAACAACGGCAAGGAAGUCCCAAUCAUUGGACUGGGAACCUGGGGCAGCCCCAAGGGUCAAGUCACCGAGGCUGUAAAAGUGGCCAUUGAUGCCGGAUACAGGCACAUUGACUGUGCCUAUGUGUACCAAAACGAGGAUGAGGUCGGAGAUGGUGUUGCGGCCAAGAUCAAGGAGGGCGUUGUCAAGCGUGAGGAUCUGUUCAUCACCAGCAAGCUGUGGAACACUUUCCAUCGCCCGGAUCUUGUCAAGUCGGCCGUGGAGAACACAUUGAGUUCUCUGAAGCUGAAGUACCUCGAUCUGUAUCUUAUUCACUGGCCCAUGGGCUACAAGGAGGGCUGCGAUCUGUUCCCCACCGACAAGGAUGGCAAGACCCUGUACUCUCCCGUUGAUUACGUCGACACGUGGAAGGCCAUGGAGAAGUUGGUGGAAGAGGGUCUGGUCAAGUCCAUUGGUGUUUCAAACUUCAACAGAAGGCAGAUCGAGCGCGUGCUUGAGGUGGCCACUAUUCCACCAGUGACCAACCAGAUUGAGUGCCACCCAUAUCUGACCCAGAAGAAGCUGAUCGAUUUCUGCAAGUCAAAGGAUAUUACAAUCACUGCCUACAGCCCCUUGGGAUCUCCCAACCGCCCAUGGGCCAAGGCUGGUGAUCCGGUCAUCCUAGAGGAGGCUAAGAUCAAGGAGAUUGCCGCUAAGAAGAACAAGACCCCUGGACAGAUCCUUAUCCGAUACCAGGUGCAGCGUGCCAACAUUGUUAUCCCCAAGUCUGUGACCAAGGAUCGUAUCGAGUCCAACUUCCAGGUCUUCGACUUCGAACUGACACCUGAGGAAAUCAAAAUCAUCGAAAGCUUCGAGUGCAACGGCCGCCUGGUUCCCCUACUCAACCAAUAUGGUCACCCCCACCACCCUUUCGAGAAGGACGAAUACUAGUGAACGACACAGUACUCAGUUCAAAUUUAUAAUUUGUUACAUAAUCAUUUUAAAUUUAAUCGUAUAAAUAAACAUCAAUACAAAUUACGUUUUCGGAUAA